UUCAGUCGGCGUACGACAUUUCAAUAUAAAGGAUUAAAUUACAUAACAUUUUUACGAAAUUCGAAAUAUAAUAUGGACCUAGAAUCCUUUCGCUCAAAGUAUAGCGACAUAACAGUGACAACGGUGACUCCUGGUGGAAAGAAGGAAGAACAAAAGGCCAAAGAAAACGACUUCAAGAUGUCAACUGAGGAGGAGCAACCGCCGCGCGUUGAAAUUACACGCGUUUCGUCUGGCAGUGGCACUGCAUACGGACCCAGCGCCACAUCGACUCCGUUGAACGUUUCCGCAUCGUCCUCUACUGCCGGAUCAUCACACAGACCCAACUCAUCGGCUCCUGCAGGAGGUUUUGCACACGGACGCAGAUCAUCGACCUCGAACAAUCGUUCUGCAUUUGGACCAUCCCCAUUAGGUCCUGCUGACGGAUCUGGCACUCGCUCGCAACAGCAGACUGCUGCCGCCCUAGCCUACGCCACCGAGUACAAAGAGGUGAUGGCCAAACUGGAUUACACAAAAUACAUGCAGGCCAAGCUGAAGAAGUUGUCCGAAUCGCAGGGCCAAAAUAAUGCUGGAGCCGGUCUCAAAUUUGGGAUGAAACCGGAGAAUAUUCUCACUGCCGACGUGGAACCCAAAGGGUCCAUUGUGGACACAUUCGAUAAUCUUGUGUCCGUUGUGGAAAAGAUAAAGACUGUAGUAAAACCCACUAGCAUGGGGAUGCGAGUCGCCUCGGAACGUUUGCUGCAUGAAAUAGCCAAUGCCCGUGACGUGGUGAAGACAGGUCAAAAAAUCCUAAAGCACGAAGAGCUUGAUACUUCAAAUACUCCCCCCAAGGAGUGACGUCAUCCGGUGCAGGUUCACCGCCGCUCGGUUUACGACACUUUUCAGUUAGUGCCA
Messenger RNA from Drosophila guanche, 891 nucleotides. RefSeq lists its product as uncharacterized. The transcript has a single exon. NCBI's taxonomy places the organism in Eukaryota, Metazoa, Arthropoda, Insecta, Diptera, Drosophilidae. The record is from RefSeq and is a predicted model, not a curated record. The coding region runs from base 73 to 834 and encodes 253 amino acids.